GAUAGGAGGCAGGGGCGAGGAGCCUACCCCUGUGCAGGACGGGACUAAACUGGUGGUGGUGGGGUGGUGGAGGUUGCCGUGUUAGCACACUGAAACAGCAAUGUGAUAGAUUGUGAGCAGACUUAUAAAGCAUUGGCUUACAUGUGAUUGGCUAGGAGUUACCUAGCUAAUGGUGCGAUGAUGUACAGCUGCUAGUCUUCCCGCUAGAACUACGCUGAGCUUACAUUUCCAAAAGGCUUUUUAACAUAUACAAAUUUAAAAAAAGUUUGUUGCCGAAAUAAAUAUUAAAGAUAAAAGAUCUAAUGUAGGCUACUACUAGUUCUACUCACUGCAUUCUCAUUUAUAUAAAGGCCUGCACAUGGAGUGGAAUGUUGUCUUGCUGUAGUCUGAACAAAAAGGUUUUAUUUAAUUAUUAAGAAGUUACUUUUAACGUUUUAAUCUGAGUUAGAAUUAUUAUUAUGAUCAUUUUGAAUUGAUGUAGGCUUUUUAAGGAAUGAUAAAUUAUUAAUAAAUUAUUUUAAAGACAUGGCACCUUUUUGAUCAAUCUCAUAUUAUGUAACGUAACAGGACUACAACAGAACUAAAUCUAUAUUUCUUUUGAGUUUACCAGCAUGUGUUGUGACCAUGAAGGACAUUCCCCCUUUAUUCAGGUUCUUAUAUAGCUCUCUUCAAAGACACAUAAUAUAGAUUCCUAUGACGAGUGUUCAGUUCUGACAUUUUGUAUUGAGCUCAGGCUGUAUGAAUCCUUGAUAAAGCUCAUCUGUCUGUCAAAGCAAAAGGUCAGGUUCUUCAGUCACUUAGCUUGGAAAGCACAUUGACAGAAAAAUUGUGCACAGAAAAAAGUAAAAUCUCUGAAUAAAGAGGUAGAAAUGUAAUGUACAAAGUAUUUAAAAAAAAUUCAAGAUGUUUACCCAGUCAAAUAACACAUUUAUUUUGAACAACAUUCUUUUGAGGUAAAUUGACUUUACAUUGACUUGACAUUUCUUCAAAAUAACUGUAAUAACAAAACAAUCAAAAAUGGCAAAACAGUUUGAAUGAUUUUUACCCUGCAUAAUUCAGUUUGGAUGUCUCCACAGGAGACAAUUCAAUUGCAUUUCACUUUAAAUGAACCAAGUGCCCUUUCAAUGGCAUUUUCAUAAGUAGGAUAUGGGAUAUGUGACUUUUAUUUUCUUUUUUUUAAGGGAAAAAGAUAACCCUCAUGUUCUGUUAAGACUGUCUUUAUGUUUGGGGUCCCACAGACCCAGUUCUGUAUAUGUAAAAAUAAAACAAUUAUUUAAAAUGUAAUCUUUUCUUGAAUUUAUUUAUUUUUGUAUAUGUUGCUCUGACUUAAUCAAAUCCCAGUAGACAGACAGUAUUAAAAUUAUAACCCUCUAUUUAACCACAAAGCAGGCUUACACUCUCUGAAAGGUGAUUGUUAUCCAGAAUAAUACAAUUUCUGUUUGGGAUCAAUUUGACCCCAGCAAAAAUGCAUAGUAGAAAAAUACACAAACAAAUCAAAGUAAAAUCUUAGCAUGUGAAUGUAUUAUUAUUAUUAUUAUUAUUAUUAUUAUUAUUAUUAUUAUUAUUAGUAGUAGUAGUAGUAGUAGUAGUAUUAAUCACGUUUUAUAUCUGAGGUCUCUAUGACCCAAAAAUUUUAAUGUAACAUUUUUCAUGGAUGCUGGCUUUUACUGUCUCUCAGUCUGAAUGAAUAUAAUAUGAAUAUGACAGAAUAUGGAAUAUGGUUAAAGGAAAAAGAUUGUCAGCAGAAAUUGGAAAACAAUUAUUAGUAUAUUGUUUCUUACUGACAUAACUACAUUUUACUGUACUUUAGUGACUUCAUAUUUCAAGCACAGUACAUUGUUCUCAUUUGAGGACAGAAAGAGGCCAGACAGAGACACAUGGCUCCUCCCUCAAUUUUAGUAAAAACAUUCCAGCCAAGGAAGAGCGCCAGCGAAUAUGAAACCCUGGAAUUCUCUGUUUCUGGUCCUUUCUCCUUGUGAGCUGUCUAACUGGAGGACAAGGACGUUCCAUAACCAGCUACGGUUCACAUCAGCCUCUCAGAGUUUUGAAAUUCUUUUGUUUUGUUAGAAAAAGUGUCCAUUGUCCAAACCCACCAUGAAAGCCACCAUAUUCUUCAUUCUCUCGAUCAUAUUUACUCAGCGUUCCAGAGGCCAGUACCACUACCAGGGUCUGAUGAACUACCUGGAAAACAGGAUGCUCGCUAUGGAGGAACGUAUUGCCCUGUGGCAUGAACAGAACAACCGCUACAAUGCUGAUCUGAAGGAAUUUAGGCAGCAAGCUACAGACCUGUUGGAGAAGUUAGGCAAGGAGUACACUAAACUGCAUUCAGACCUGGAGGGUGCCGCAGCACAGGUGGACCGUGUAGAGCGUGAGAUGGACUACACUGAAACCAAGAAUCCUCCAAAGCCUUGUGUUAAAGCAGCAGACAAGAUGGUGGAACAGGACGUGGUUGUCAAGGAGAGGAAGAAGGAAGAGUUCUUCGAGGUCUCUGUGUGCGUUAACAUUGUAUCCAGUAUUCAAGCAAUGAAGAUCCUUAAGAGACUGGGGAGUCCCAAAGGUGUCUGGACCAAAGAUGCCAUAUCAGCAAAAGUCUAUGUCUUUAACAGCACGUCUGAUAACACACUGUAUGAGUUCAACUCCGUCCGAGAGCUCUCCACAUCAUCAGGCAUAUCUAAAGGCAGACAAGUUAGUCUACCCUCUGCUUGGAACGGAACCGGUCAUGCGGUAUAUGAUGGCUUCCUCUACUAUGUCAGUGAGGACUCUGAGCUCCGAAUUAUUAAAUAUGACCUCAGCAAUGGUUCAGUUGCAGACAGUGCAGUGUUUCCUGUAGAAGAUCACACCCCAGUGUACAGCCUUAAUCCAGAGACUCUGGUAGACCUAGUGGCAGAUGAAGAUGGGCUAUGGGCACUAUACGCUGCUGGAGACACCAUCAACCUAGCUAAAAUGGACGCCAACUCCCUGGACAUAGAGCAGAUGUGGGACACGGCAUGCCCGAGAAACAAUGCUGAAGCAGCUUUUAUUGUAUGUGGCACAGUCUAUGUGGUUUACAACACCAAGCCACCAAGCCGCUCACGUGUGCAGUGUGUGUUUGAUGUGAAUGACAUGGUAAGCAGUGGUGAGGCCCCACUGGUUUAUUUCUCCAGGCGCUAUGGGGCCCAUUCCAGCCUGAAAUACAAUCCUGAGGAGAGGCAGCUUUAUGCAUGGGAUGACGGGUACCAGAUUCUUUAUAAGCUCGCACUGAAGAAGAAGCUAUGGGCGAUAAUGCCGCCACCUGAGGAAUAGGUGUGCGUUUAAAGACACUGUAACAUCAAAAUGAGGGUUUUGUGGCUUGCAGUCCAUGUGUGUGUGCUUUAAGGCCAUUUAUAAUACUUAAGUAUUGACAAAAUGCACUUUUAGCAGAUAUAGAUAUUUAAAUUACAGUCUCUACUUUCUGGAAAAUCAUUCAAAAAUAUUAUUACUCAUGUUGUACUACAAAGUUUUUUGUCCAAUCAGACGCUCUAUAAAAUAUGAAUGUCCCUCCCCCCUGCAACUGACUAGCAAGCAGCAAAUCAUGGUUCAUGGCUUUGAUCUAAAUAAAUUGAAGGCGACUAGCCCUCCGAUAUGUCCUGCCCAAACUUACUGUUUAAAUGUGUAAUAUGUCAACACAGGUCAGUAAACUGUACUCGCCAAGCAAUAUCAUGGUGUCUUUAAAGGGCAUAACAUUUCUGGCCUCAAAAUGUUUUUCUUUAAAAUGAUCAAUGCACAGAUACAUUAUAUUGCUUUAGUUGCACAUUUUAUUAAAAAUAUAUAAGAGAAAAAAAGGAGU
Molecule: messenger RNA, 3805 nt
Organism: Myxocyprinus asiaticus (Chinese sucker)
Lineage: Eukaryota; Metazoa; Chordata; Actinopteri; Cypriniformes; Catostomidae
Product: olfactomedin-like protein 3B
Exons: 3
Coding region: 2095-3282 (395 amino acids)
Biological process (GO): signal transduction
Source: RefSeq, a predicted model, not a curated record